AUGGUCCAACCACGCAUGCUUUCAAGGGAUGACGAGGGCGCUGUUAGCGAGGAGAACGAGGUCCGUCGUGAGGAUCAGGAGAAGAUCAAUCGGUUCAGCCGAUUGCAUCAGCGGGAGACCGUUUUGGAGGAGCAGUUGAAGGCCAAGCAGAAGGAUAAGGAGGAUCUCGAGGAAGUUUCUAUGGAACUGGAGCUGGCUGAUGAGGAUGAACUUGUCCCAUACAAAAUCGGCGACUCAUUCUUCCAGCUUCCCCUGGAAGAGGCACAGGCUAUGCUCACCACAUCGACCGAGCAGAUUGACACAGACGUUUCCAAGUUAGAGGACUCGAUUAGUGAACUCCGCGAGGAGCUGCAACAGCUUAAGGUCUCGCUAUAUGCCCGAUUCGGCCGCAGUAUCAAUCUGGAGACCUAA
Penicillium pulvis is the source of this 411-nucleotide messenger RNA. Its product is annotated as tubulin-binding prefolding complex subunit GIM3. The record is from RefSeq and is a predicted model, not a curated record. NCBI's taxonomy places the organism in Eukaryota, Fungi, Ascomycota, Eurotiomycetes, Eurotiales, Aspergillaceae. Gene Ontology annotation, biological process: protein folding. The coding region runs from base 1 to 411 and encodes 136 amino acids. Gene Ontology annotation, cellular component: prefoldin complex; cytoplasm. The transcript has 4 exons.